AUGUGUGUUUUUAGGACAUUUAAAAUCAAUCGGUUUCCUCUAAAGCGAGGAUACCAGUUUCUUAACUGGGAGAUGUAUGUGCGCUCAACGAAGCGUCGUUGCUUCUGCAGUAUUACAUGUGUGUAUGCUGCAGUAUUACAUGUAUGUAUUCUGCAGUAUUACAUGUGUGUAUGCUGCAGUAUUACAUGUGUGUCAGGGAAGCUGCUCCAAGUCACUAUGGAGUCUUCGCCUUGCUUUCAAAAUGAGCUGCUGCUCUGUUACUCCAGCGUCAGGUCUUUGCUCUUUAUCCAGAAGCAGUGCUCCAAGGCCUUGUAA
Pipistrellus nathusii (Nathusius's pipistrelle) is the source of this 315-nucleotide messenger RNA. Lineage: Eukaryota; Metazoa; Chordata; Mammalia; Chiroptera; Vespertilionidae. The record is from the annotation of a GenBank genome assembly.